AUGCCAACAUCUACCAGCGAUAUCAUCAUCACCGGCUUCAAAGUCUACGACAUCCGUUUCCCCACGAGUCUCGAUGGAAUCGGAUCUGAUGCCAUGCACCAGGGGACCAAUGGGUCCCACCCAUACCUACAAUUGUUGACCAAUAAGCCAGAACUUGUGGGUGAAGGAAUGGCCUUCAGCAACGGUCGUGGUUCUGAGCUCGUGGUUGCAGCUAUUGAGGCCUUUGCCCCACGUGUGGUUGGGAAGAAAUUCAGCAGUCUUGUGGAGAACAUGGGCAAUACAUGGAGGUAUAUGGUGAGCGACUCGCAGUACCGUUGGAUCGGACCCGAAAAGGGAGUCACCCAUCUGGCGACUGCAGCCGUGAUCAAUGCGAUCUGGGAUCUCUGGGGCAAAGUAACCAACAGACCAGUAUGGAAGAUCGUUGCCGAUAUGACACCAGAGGAGAUUGUCAGGUGUAUUGACUUCAGAUAUAUCACCGAUGCCAUUACGCCUGAGGAGUGCAUUGAGUUGUUGACGAAGACGAGUGUGGGCAAAGAGGACAGAGUCCAGGAAGCUUUGGAAAAUGUCGCUGUUCCUGCCUACACGACUUCUGCUGGAUGGUUGGCAUUCAGCGGUGAUAAGAUGAAGAAAGUGCUACAGGAAACAAUCGACCAGGGCUUCAAAAUUUUUAAGUUCAAAGUUGGAAGCGAUUUAGCGGCUGACAAACAGAGACUUCAAGCCGUCAGAGACAUCAUUGGAUAUGACAAUGAGUACCAGGUGAUGAUCGAUGCCAACCAGGUUUGGUCUGUUCCUGAGGCAAUUGAGUGGAUGAAGGAGUUGGUUCAGUUCAAGCCAGUUUUCAUUGAAGAGCCAACCAGUCCAGAUGAUGUUUUGGGUCAUGCAACCAUCAGGAAGGCUCUGAAACCAUAUGGUGUGGGAGUGGCCACAGGUGAAAUGGCUGCCAAUAGAGUAAUCUUCAAGCAAUUGUUGCAGGCAGAUGCAAUUGACGUUUGUCAGAUUGACUCUGUCAGACUCGGGGGAGUCAACGAGUGUUUAGCCGUGAUGCUCAUGGCUUUGAAAUUCAACGUUCCAUGUGUUCCUCAUAACGGAGCUAUGGGUCUUACUGAGUUAACUUCCCAUCUAUCAACUAUUGAUUACGUCUCGAUCAGUGGAAGAAAGUCAAUGCUUGAAGCAGCCGACUCUUAUCGUGAGAAUUUAGCUCAUCCAUGUGAGAUCAGGGAUGCGCAUUAUGUUACGCCAAUGGACCCAGGUUAUUCCAUUGGUUAUACUCCAGGAGCCAUUGAGAAGUAUCUCUAUCCAAACGGAAGCUUCUGGACGAGUGAAAUUGGCGAGAAAAUCAAGCAGGCGCCUAAAGGUGGGGAUGGCUUGUUGAGGGAGUGA
Messenger RNA from Kuraishia capsulata CBS 1993, 1380 nucleotides. RefSeq lists its product as uncharacterized. The transcript has a single exon. NCBI's taxonomy places the organism in Eukaryota, Fungi, Ascomycota, Pichiomycetes, Pichiales, Pichiaceae. The record is from RefSeq and is a predicted model, not a curated record. Bases 1 to 1380 code for a protein of 459 amino acids. Gene Ontology annotation, molecular function: hydro-lyase activity; magnesium ion binding. Gene Ontology annotation, biological process: carbohydrate catabolic process; amino acid catabolic process.